UGAAAACCUCCAUGAUUAAGUGGUCAAAGUCAGAGGAGUAAGCUAAAAGUUUUGAUUGACACCUUGUUUUUAAAACAAAUUACAUCACUGAUAAAAAAAACUGAUAAAAAUGUCUAAGUAAUCCCACUUAACUAACAAAGACAAUACCUCCCGCGUAAGUAAUAUAAAAGCAGAUGUCACUGCAUGUUAUUGCAAGAGAUUAUUGAAUUUUGUUUAAAAUGAAAUGGCUGGUGAUCAUAGGUGCAUUAGCCAUUGGCAGCAAUGCGUUCACCGCGAAGCAGCAAAGGAAGUUUCCUGAUGAUUUUCUGUUCGGUACUGCGACCGCGUCGUAUCAAAUAGAAGGAGGUUGGGAUGCCGAUGGAAAGGGAGAAAAUAUCUGGGAUCAUUUAACCCACACCAACCCGACUGUGAUCCUAGACCAGAGCAAUGGCGACAUCGCAGCCGAUUCUUACAACAACUACAAGAGAGACGUCGAAAUGAUGAGGGAACUUGGACUGGACGCUUACAGAUUCUCAUUAUCCUGGCCAAGAAUACUUCCUGAUGGAUUCUCAAAUAGAAUAAACGAUGCCGGUGUACAAUUCUAUAACAAUUACAUCGAUGAAAUGUUGAAAUAUGGUAUUACACCUAUGAUCACACUCUACCAUUGGGAUUUACCACAAAAGUUGCAAGAUUUGGGAGGUUUUCUCAACCCGUUAUUCCCGCAAUGGUUUGAAGAUUAUUCGCGUGUGGUCUUCGAUUUAUUCGGAGAUCGGGUCAAGUUUUGGAUCACGUUCAACGAGCCUAGAGAAGUGUGUUACCAAGGUUACGAUACAGUGACUUUGGCACCGAUGUUAAAUGCUUCUGGUAUCGGAGCGUAUCUUUGCGCGAAGCACUUAGUACUAGCUCAUGCGAGAUCGUAUUAUUUGUACAAAAAGGAGUUUGCAGGAGAUGACGGUAUUUGUGGUAUAACGUACUCAAUAGUCUGGACUGAGCCAUUGACUGAUUCGAAGGAAGAUGAAAUCGCAACCGAAUUAAUGAGACAAGCUGAUUGGGGUAUCUAUUCGGAACCAAUUUUCUCGGAAAGCGGUGGAUUCCCUAAAGAAUUAACUGAGGUUGUUAAUCAAAAGAGCAAAGUUCAAGGUUUCUCGAAGUCACGUAUGCCCGAGUUCACAAAAGAAGAGAUAGAAUUUAUAAGAGGCGCAUACGAUUUCUUUGGAAUCAAUCAUUACACUGGUGUUUUAGUUUCUGGUACUGAAUACCUUCAAGAACACCCAGUACCUUCGAUGCAAGAUGAUAUUAAUGUAGGAACGUUCACGCCUAGUGACUGGCCUUCAGCGCCAUCACCUUGGUUAAAGCAAUCACCCAACAGUCUUCUAAAAGUUCUACUACAUAUUAAAGAGAAGUACAACAACCCAGUGAUGUAUAUAACUGAGAAUGGCUGGUCUACGAGAUUGGAACAGGGGCUGGAAGAUGAUGACAGAGUACGUUACUACCGCGAUAACUUGGAAAAUGUUCUAGACGCGUUGGACGAAGGUGUUAACCUAAAGGGAUAUAUGGCCUGGAGUCUCAUGGAUAAUUUUGAAUGGACGCGAGGAUAUACUGAACGUUUCGGACUCUACGAGGUUGACUUCGAAGACCCGGCAAGAACUCGGACGCCGAGGAAGUCCGCAUUUAUUUACAAGGAGGUGAUCAGGACCCGUGUUAUUGACCACGAUUAUGUACCUCCCUCAAUGAUCAUGACAAUAGAUGAAGGAAAUUGAAUAAAAUAACUACAUCACCGAC
Molecule: messenger RNA, 1761 nt
Organism: Papilio machaon (common yellow swallowtail)
Lineage: Eukaryota; Metazoa; Arthropoda; Insecta; Lepidoptera; Papilionidae
Product: myrosinase 1-like
Exons: 6
Coding region: 219-1739 (506 amino acids)
Biological process (GO): carbohydrate metabolic process
Molecular function (GO): beta-glucosidase activity
Source: RefSeq, a predicted model, not a curated record